Messenger RNA from Loxodonta africana (African savanna elephant), 5639 nucleotides. RefSeq names its product transmembrane protein 86A (gene TMEM86A). NCBI's taxonomy places the organism in Eukaryota, Metazoa, Chordata, Mammalia, Proboscidea, Elephantidae. Bases 2047 to 2826 code for a protein of 259 amino acids. The record is from RefSeq and is a predicted model, not a curated record. Gene Ontology annotation, molecular function: hydrolase activity. Gene Ontology annotation, cellular component: membrane. The transcript is spliced from 2 exons.
GAGCGAGCGAGCGAGCGAGCGAGCGAGCCGGUGUUCGGCGCGGCCGGAGCCCACCGGCCUGGGCACUGGGCUGCGGCAGACCAAGCCGUUGAGGCCGAGGAGGAGAGGGGUCCCGCGGCGGCCGGCGGCCUCGGGCUGGAGUCCGGCGCUGUCACGGCCACCGGCUCAGCAGAUCCGCGGCGCCCCUCCUCCGCUCGCCCCCCGCCCGCCCGCCUGCCUGCUUGCCUGCCCGCCUGCCUGCGGGAGGGAGGAAAACAGUGGGCACGUGACUCGGAAGCGUGACUUUGUUGAUCUCUGUGUGUCUGGCCCGGGUCCGUGGGGUCGCGGCCCAGGAGAGGGAGGGGGCGGCAGGAGACCUCCGAGUUCUGCUGUGGUGGACCACAGCGGGGGAUGGGAGAAGGCGAGGGGCAGGAGGGUGACAGGGACCUCCUUGGAAUCCUUUCCAAAUUAGUUUUUUCCCCUUCCUCAUCUUAUAGACCUGUCGGGGUGGAGGAGGGGACGCCCCUGGGUCUAAACAGGGUUGAGCUGAGCCACUGCGUUUGACUGAGCCCUGGGGAAAGAGGAGACAGUCUCUGUUGACACCUCUACCUUUUCAGGCUUUCCCAGCUCGAACCUUUGUCUCCUCUUCCGGCUUUCUUCUUCCAGUGCUGGCUUCUCUGUGCUUUUCGAGGUCUCCCCAGCUACUACUUGUUUCUCCUUCUAGAUGUAUGGGGCUGAGGGAGGCGGGAUGGAGUGCACCUUGGUGCUUCCAAGGGCUGGCAGGUGGGUGCUCGAGAGACCUGGGGCUGUGCAUGUCGUCCAGUCAUUCCCCUCCUCCCUGACCCAUGCUUCCACCCUUGCCAGCAUUGAUGGGGGUAAUCUCUAUGGGGAGGGACUUGGUCAUCUUUUCUCCCUGCUCUCGCCCCUGGAAGUGCAAGGGCAGGCAUAGACCUUAGGCCCACCCACCUAUCCCUUCCCAUUCCCCUUCAUCACAGUCUAAUAAAUCCCCAAGCAUCUGGUGGUCUGUGAGUCUGAGUGUGUCCCCGGAGCCCUGUACUGGACAACUCAUCCAGCCAGAAGCACAGUCAUUUUGGGCAGAGUGUAGUUGUGGAGGGAACCCCAGGUGCUCUAACACACGCUCAGAGAGAGGAACUUCAGGGGAUCACAGAUUCUCUAGUCCAGAUUCAGAAUUUCCUGCAGCAGCCACCCUCUCCCAAUUUGGACAGUGUCUGCAGUGGCUUUGAGUACAGCCUUUAACUGCCCUCCCCCCUAACCCAGCUGAGCUCUCGUCAGCUGCUCUAACUUCUCCCUCUCAGUUCCCCAUCUCCUCCCAGCCUGUCUCCAGAAGAGAAGCUGGGAAUAGAACCCCUCCCCCCUUCCUGCCUCUCUUGUCUAUUGUGCCUCGAGUUGCUCAGUUCUUUGGAAAAUGAAACUGACUGCUCCCUUGCCCCUAAUCCCUGAAAUCACAGCUUCGGGGACACUUUUCUUGACCCCAAUUCAUGGGUCUAUUUCUCUAGCCAACAUCCCUAUCUCCUCCUUGUCCUUGAUGACACCUUUAGGCUGGGGCAGGGAGAUGGAGGAUGAGGAGCAGACUGUCAAGCAGGGGAGAGUCUGUGGGGGCGGAGGUGGUUGGCAUUCCUGGCACUCACCUGGUGUUGCCAGGGCCGUAAGUCUGUGCCCUGGCCUCACUGCUGAGGAUCACAAGUUGGCUAUCCUUGGCAUCUCUAUGGUUUCCCACUGAUUCCACUCCAUUCCAGACAGCUGGGGGCUGAUAUGGGUGGUGGUGCUGGGAGGGAGGGGUUGAAAGAAAUUUGGAGAGGGAGAGGGAGAAGCAUUGGGCUGCUGGAGGGGUCAUUAUCCCAAGGUCUGCUACUCAGUGAGUGACCAUUCUGGUUCAGCCCCAGGGCCAAGAAUGGCCAGGACAGUAGGAAUGGUAGAGCCUUUCCAAUAAAUUGAGCGUCAGGGUGGGGAUGGGCUUGUCCACACCCUGCGGGCUGGUGGGGCAGGCCAGGCUGGGUUUCUCCAUAUCAAACCUCCUUGUUUGUGGGGUCGGCCUGUCCUGGGUGGAUGCCUGGGUCAAGUGUGCUAGCUCUGAGCCUCCAUGGGAGCCCCCCAGCCCUGAGUGUUUCCCUUUGUGUCCUCCAGGUGAAGAGCGAGGGUCCCAAGCUGGUGCCCUUCUUUAAAGCCACCUGUGUGUAUUUUGUGCUGUGGCUGCCCUCAUCCAGCCCGUCGUGGUUCAGCGCCCUCAUCAAGUGCCUGCCCAUCUUCUGCCUUUGGCUCUUCCUUCUGGCCCAUGGCCUGGGAUUCCUGCUGGCCCACCCCAGCGCCACCCGCAUCUUUGUGGGGCUCAUCUUCUCUGCUCUGGGUGAUGCCUUCCUCAUCUGGCAGGAUCAGGGCUACUUCGUGCACGGUCUGCUGAUGUUUGCUGUGACCCACGUGCUCUACGCCUCAGCCUUUGGCAUGAGGCCACUGGCCUUGCGGACAGGACUGGUGAUGGCAGUGCUGUCAGGCCUGUGCUAUGCCCUCCUCUAUCCUGGCCUUUCAGGUGCCUUCAUCUACCUGGUGGGGGUCUACGUGGCCCUUAUCACCUUCAUGGGCUGGCGGGCUAUGGCAGGGCUGCGGCUGGUUGGGGCAGCCUGGCGCUGGACUGAGCUGGCAGCUGGCAGUGGUGCAUUGCUCUUUAUAGUCUCAGACAUGAUCAUCGGCCUUGACAAGUUCUGCUUCCCUGUGCCCUACUCCCGGGCGCUGAUCAUGUCCACCUACUACGCCGCCCAGAUGCUCAUCGCCCUGUCUGCUGUCGAGAGCCGGGAGCCACUGGAAGACUAUGGACUGAGCAAGGCCAACUGAAGAGCUGGGGUCUGGUCACCUCUCUGUCCUCCUGGGACUGGGAUUCAGGACCUGGGAACCUGCAGGAGCUGGAUCAGGAUGGCUGCAGUGCCAACCUGGGGCAGCAGGUACCGCCUGGCAAAUUGACUAGUUUGAGGGAAUGAGCAGGAAAAGGAUCUCCCUAGCAGAACUAGUGGUCCAGGAUAAUGGUGAGAGCUAAAGAGAGCUCUGGACUGUCAAAGCCCCCUGAGGGUGAUGGUGCUCAGCUUCUUAACCCCUCCUUCCUACUAGGGGGAGGACUCUGACUCCAUGUCUUAUGCCCAGGACCAAUGGCAAUGCUGGGUUCACCCGCUCUCACCCUCUCUUAUCUGCACAGAGUUGAGGGAAAGGGGAGAAAUUUGUGCGGAGAUGACCCAGGCCCGGGGCUUGAAGCCCUUUUCACAGGCCCCUAGUUGGGAAGAUUGGAUGAGGGUGGAGUCUCCCUUUCUCUCAUCUAUCCUUAUUACUUGAACAAUCUCAAUCUCUAAGGGGUGGGUGGGAAGGUAAAGGGGUGUCUGUUCAGGGUAGGCAGGAGAGGAGACUGCCUUGGCUUGGAAACUUGGGGUACCACCUCUCUCACAGGCCAGUCCAGAGCUCAGGCCUCACGCCACCCUCAGACCCCAUCCCUGGGGCUAGGGUAAACCAUGCCAAAGGAAGGGACCAGCCUUUGCGCAUGCAUGCACACGCGUGCGUGCGUGCGUGUGUGUGUGUAGUCUGUGUCCCAGCUUAUCUGUCUUUGUCUGCCAUCUGUGUCUUGCUGUCUGAGGCGUUAUGAGCCUGGCUCAGAGAGCUGCCCACCCUCCACUUACAAUGCUUUCUUCCCUGCCCCUCCUGCACUGGGGGCAAAGGGAAGGGGCUCCAAUGACACUCUGGGGUCACUGAGACCCAAGGCACAUUCAAUGCAAGGGGAGUAAGGGUGGGGCAACUCCAUCCUCUACUGCCCAUGUGAAAAAAAAAUAAAAAACAAAGGCCGUAGCUGCCCUGCUUGUCUGCCUGGAUGGCAUGUGCCUGUCCUGGAGAGGGGGUGGGGGCAUGGUGCCAGGGGCCCUGGCUGUCUUCACUGUCUGAGUCACAGUCCUGGCCAGUGCAUUUUGGCGCCAGGCUGGUUCCCUGGCUCUGGUGACACUGUGCUGUUUGGAGUGGGUCUCACUUCCCUGGUCACUUGCAUGGGCAAGGAUCUGGUUCAGGAGAAUGAGGGACUUGUAGUAUUUGCCAUUGUCCCAAUUUGUCCUUGAUGCACUCUCCUGAUGACAGAUGCUGAGCACCCUUGGGUAAACUCCUAGUUGUCCAGUGUCCUCCAAUACGGCCUGUACUCGCUCCUCCCUGCCCAGACCUAUUGCCUGCUCCAAAAUGAGCCAGAUUCCCUUCUCUCUCCCUGGAUCCUGGGGUCAGUUGAGCAGCUGGGAGAAAUGGGAUUAGAUUGACUGAUUCAUACUUUAGAUGUGAAGACCUGGCAGAACAAUGUGUCAUCCCACUCCAGGGGCAUUUGCAUUUUUAACCAGCAGUGACCUAACCUAGAAGUGGAAAGGGAAGCCUUGGGUGGUGGUGAGUGCCCUGUUAGUGGAGGUGUUACACAGUUGUGGGGAUACGAUAUAGGAGAUAGGGUGUUGGAUAAAUCAGUGAUUUUCAAACGAGGGUUGUUACAGAGAUCCCUAGUUGGGGGUGAUAAGGGAAUAAGGAGGGGAGGGGGCUCAAAGACUCCCUAUCUUUGUUUCAAGUCCAGUAGCUUCUUAAGGUUCUUUUUUUUAAAGGAAGUGUACUGCUGCAAAACAUAAGUUUGAAACCUAGUGAACUGAAUGACCAAUCAGUCCCUUCAAGCUCUGACAUGCUCUAAUUCUCAAAUGGUGGGAACCCUGUACACUGAAGCGGCCAGGUCCUGAUGCCCUCAAACCCCAGAACUCUGAAGACAGACCUGCUCUGAGGACAUGGGAAGGAGCAGGACGGGGAAGUGGAUGAAGAGACAUACCCUUAGGGGAGGGGAGGAUGCAGUGUGGCUGAGGCAGCAAAUCCAAGUGCAGUCAGAGGGGACUUGUCACUCCCCAUGUGGGUGGGCUUAGGUCAGGCUUUCAGUCAUCCAGGCCCCGGUAUUCCCAUCCCACACCCAUGUCCAUCCCCUCGGUCCCUGCUGUAUACCACCCUCGGGAAUAGGCAAGGGUGAGCUCAGUGAGUUUAUUGACCCAUCCAUUCACUAGAUGUUUACAUUGACAAGCACCAGAGGGUAAACUGGGCUUUCCAUUCUGGGGCCAUGCAGAGGGUAGUCCCAGAAGCUGACAUCACAACAUUCUCCUGAUGCUGGGGCUCGCAUAAGGUGCUUUGAUUUCUUCUGUAAAUUCUCAGUAAUGGAUGCUAGAAUUGACUUGUCAUCUUUGUCUGAAAGAACAAAGAAAGAAUUUGUUAGUGUUAAUGAUGCUGGGAGGAGCCCUGGUGGCAAAGUGGUUAAAUGUUUGGCUGCUAACCAACAGGUUGGUGGUUUGAACCUACCCAGCUGCUCUGCCAAAGACCUGGCAGUCUGCUACUAUAAAGAUUACAGCCUAGAAAACCGUAUGGGGCAGUUCUACUCUGUCACUUGGGGUCACUAUGAGUGUGAAUUGACUCAGUGGCACCCAACAACAACAGUGAUGCUGGGGGGAGGGGACCUCUAAACUCCUGCUCUUGUAGUUACUACACAGGACUCAGGAGCUGGACCCUGAAUCCUCCCCUGGGGGUGAGCCCCAGUUCCCAACGGUCAGCUAAGUGUAUGGGAUCAAGAGUUGCCAUUUAUUCAGAGCUUCACAUUUGCUGGGUACCAUGCCAGG